Messenger RNA from Durio zibethinus, 3317 nucleotides. RefSeq lists its product as uncharacterized. The record is from RefSeq and is a predicted model, not a curated record. Lineage: Eukaryota; Viridiplantae; Streptophyta; Magnoliopsida; Malvales; Malvaceae. Gene Ontology annotation, cellular component: SAGA complex. Gene Ontology annotation, molecular function: transcription coactivator activity. Gene Ontology annotation, biological process: regulation of transcription by RNA polymerase II.
CAAGCGAACGAGCGAGCGGUUGAGCUAACACAACAAAGCGAAGCUGAAAUAAUAGCAAAUCAAGAGGAAGGGAAAGCUCGAAAUGAAAAAGGGCGCUCUAAAUAGACACACAAAAUUAUAUAUUAAAAUAAAAGGAAGGAAAUAAAAAAUCGAGAGAUGGAGCAAAAAUGAAUCGAGGAUGCUAACAAUCCAACCCCAACCAACAACUGAGUGUCGUUCGAUUUCUCUGCAAUUGGUCAGGCAAGUUGUCUAAGUGACUUUUAUUUUCGGUUCGUGCCGUUCCGCUUGAGACGACGUGCUGUUCUUUCUUUCAAGUUCAGUGAUUCCAACUCUAGGGUUUUGAUUUGUUCUUUGCAUUCGGCUUUAGUUUAGUGGGGUUUCUAUUUACCACUCAAGUGGAGCUUGAUCCCUAGGGUUUUGUUUCUGCCAAUAUGAGAUUUGGGUUUGCAUUGUAUUGGUUUUCGGUGGGUCAAUUUAGGGAUGUUUGGAAACUGAAAUAACUCUAUCUACCUUGGGAAUUCUGAGUUUUUAAUUUCUUUUCCUCUAGGAUCUCGCGUUUGCUGUUUUACUCUCAAUAUGCAGAGGUUGAGAGUUUGAUUUGCAUUAUAUGGUAUGCGAUUUUUGAAUUUGGAUUUGUUUGGUGUUGGAGAAAGCCGUAAAUUGGGGUGGAAACAGGUUUCAAUGGUUUUGUAGUUUUGUGAAUGGUGUAGGAAUCCGCUUAUUGAGCAAUGCAAACCCAGCAGUGUUCCAGAAUCGAUUUAGGUGAAUUGAAAUCUCAGAUAGUGAAGAAGAUUGGAGCUGAGAGGUCAAAAAGGUAUUUUUAUAAUUUGAGUAGGUUUUUAAGUCAGAAGCUUAGUAAAAGUGAGUUCGAUAAGUCAUGUUACCGCAUUAUGGGAAGGGAUAAUCUGCCACUGCAUAAUCAGUUGAUACGUUCAAUCUUGAAAAAUGCAUUUCAGGCUAAGAUUCUGCCACCAGUUCAUGAAGCGGGUCCCACGAAAUCUUUGAUACAAACUGUGAAAAGUUCUCCUAGAAGAGAAGAUGGACAUGAACCAACUGGAUUCCUUGUUCCCAACCAGAAUCCAAAUAUGGCUAUUUGGUCAAAUGGGAUUUUGCCAGUGUCAUCCCCACGAAAGGUUAGGUCUGGAAUACGGGAUAGAAAACUCAGGGAUAGGCCCAGCCCGCUGGGGCCAAAUGGAAAAGGUGAGAGUGUCUCACAUCAAUCGAUGGGUAAGGAAGAUAAUGGCAAUAAAUUGUGUAUGGAAAAUGGGGAUUUGACUCCAUAUGAUUAUCAGAGACCAUUGCAACAUCUUCAAGCAGUUGCUGAGCAGUCCGAAAUUGAAAGAGAAGUUUUGGUGCGAUCCACAGAAAAACCAAGGGUGCCUAGUAAAGAUCAGACUGAAGGAGCCAUUAUUGAAGAUGGGGAGGAGGUGGAGCAAGCUAACCACAUUAAUCUCUCUAGAAGUCCUCUGCUUGCACCACUUGGGAUUCCAUUUUGCUCAGCUAGUGUUGGUGGGGCCAACAAAGCUCUGCCAGUGGCAGGCAACGGCGACUUCAUUAGCUACUAUGACAGUGGCAGUUUGUAUGAUACUGAGAUAUUGAAGAAACGUAUGGAGCAGAUUGCAGCAGUGCAGGGCCUUGGUGGUGUUUCUGUGGAAUGUGCUAGUAUGUUGAAUAACAUGUUGGAUGUAUACUUGAAGAAACUGGUUAGAUCAUGUGUUGAUCUGGUGGGGUCAAGGUCUACACAUGAAUUGAGAAAGCAAUCUCCCCACAAGCAGCAGCCUCAAGGCAAGUAUAUUAAUGGUAUAUGGCCAAGUAAUCACUUGCAUAUGCAGAGUAGCUCUGGGCCCACAGAAGUUUUGCUGGAACAGAGGCAGCGGUGCUCAGUAUCUUUGCUUGAUUUCAAAGUGGCAAUGGAGCUAAAUCCCCAGCAGCUUGGUGAAGAUUGGCCAUUGCUGCUGGAAAAAAUUUGUUUGCAUUCGUUUGAAGAAUGAAUACCCUACAAUAAUUUGCUUAUCCUGAAGCUGUGAUUAGAUCUGUUCUGGUUCAAUGUGCUUGACAAAUGAUGAUCACUCAUUGAAGCUCCCAGUUCUUUUCCAUUACUGAUAUGAACCAGAUGGUGCCUAGUCCAAUAAAGCUCUGUCCCUUUCAAGAUGAAAUUAUGGGUUUGAGAGUGGGAAUGCCUUUGCCCCUGCUGCAGAGCAGGGAUGGAUCAAAAAAUUAUUUUUGAGCAACUGAGUUAAGGUGCUUGAGAAGGAAGUGCUUAAGCUGGUUGCUCUGUUGUACGAUUAGCAUUGUCAUUGGCUGUAUUCUGCCAUCUCAACAGAUCUCAGUCUUUUCUUGUAAUUUACAUCCAAUGAGGAGGAAAUCUAAGAAAGUUUUGCAGUGAUACCGUUUUGUAGCAUGGUGAAAGGUAAAAUUACUUUAUGUAAGGGCUGCAGCAUUGCUCUUUAUGUAAUUUUAAAAUCUGAGAAUUGAUUUGAGUUCCAAUAUUAAUAACAAAUUGGCAUCCAUUAAAUUGUCUAUGGUGGUUUAUGUUUAGAUGUUUCUGCUGGAUGACCCCUGAAAAAUCUACUUGCUAAGCUCUGAUGCUAUGUUCUUGUGGAGUUUGUGACUUGCUAAUUGUAAUUAAUUGUCAUUUAAAAGAUUUGGCGGCAUACAGUUUUUCGUAAUGCUUAAUCUACUGUUCUUGAUUGUUGAUUGGAUAUGUAUGAAGUUGCCCCUUUUUUUAAUUCCAUUUAGCAUCAGUUGAUUUUGAAACUACCAUAUUGCUCGUUGAGUGACUUGGUCAUGAGUUGCUUAUUCUGAGCUUACAAAUGUGAAGCAGUUGUUAGUUUUGAUCUUAAGCUCUGUAAGUGGGGAUAUUUUGGCCCCAUCAAAACCAUCAUGCUAGGUUUGUCUGCAGAAUGCUUACAUUUUUCUACAAGUAUUCUGGGGAUUAAACCAUCCAAUCUGCAUUCUGAGGUCAGACUAUCUGGAACAGGAAAAGGGCCGUUGUAGAUGAACAGGAUUGCCUGUGACUAAAUUAAGUAUAAGUUGGAUGACAAAAAUUCUGUACCAACAGCCUUUUCCUAUUCAGUAGGAGUAGGCACGCUUGCUAGCGCUUAGCAUUUCUUUGACUUCACUCUGCUGUAGGUAUUGGAACAUUAAUUUUGCACUAUAACUUUUCUUGUAAUUGAUAACAUGCAUUCAAAGAAACGCUAUGUUUUGUUGAGUUGUCCUUUAAUUUAUGAGCAGGUUUUCAAUAUAAUUGUUUUUGGAAUUUUUUUUUUUUUCUUUCUAUGUUUUUAGAUAAUUAGAUUUGUAACUUUCACCCCUUC